Messenger RNA from Schizosaccharomyces octosporus yFS286, 1274 nucleotides. RefSeq names its product neddylation protein Dcn1. Gene Ontology annotation, cellular component: ubiquitin ligase complex. Bases 289 to 1044 code for a protein of 251 amino acids. Gene Ontology annotation, molecular function: ubiquitin conjugating enzyme binding; cullin family protein binding; ubiquitin-like protein binding. The record is from RefSeq and is a predicted model, not a curated record. Gene Ontology annotation, biological process: protein neddylation; positive regulation of ubiquitin-protein transferase activity. Lineage: Eukaryota; Fungi; Ascomycota; Schizosaccharomycetes; Schizosaccharomycetales; Schizosaccharomycetaceae. The transcript has a single exon.
CAGUGAAGGGAGGGCAUAAACGAAGCUUAGUUUGUAUUAUACUUUAUUUAUUUUCUAACUUAAGAACAUUCUUUUAGAUUUUGUAUGUGUUCAAAGUUGGGCUUGAUUGUGCUGAAUUUGGUUUCACCUUCAAAGUAUCAUAAAAGUUCGUAUUCAAGUCACUUUGCAGUAUCAUCCAUAGUCAGCUUAGCAAAGGUAUAACUUUCUUGUCGUCCUCAAUACCUAAACUCAUACUUUUUGUCUCUUUUUCUUCAGAUUCAGGUUUGUCGUUCCAGUAAAAAACUUAUCAUGAAACCAGAUACCCGUACACUUACAAGGGAAUUUACCAAGCUUACGAAUACUUCAUCGAAGACUGCACUUAGUUGGUUGAAGCAGUACGAUUUCGACAUAGAUCUCGCAUGCCUUCGUUGGACUGAAAAAGAGUCCAAAGCCGAAUCUGAAAAAACUAUCCACCAAAUAUUUGAUCAAUUCAAGUCUGUUGAGGAUGACAACAUAAUCGAUUUUGAUGGAUCUGCAAAACUGUUCGAGAGUUUAGGCGUUUCUUUCGAAGAUCCAGAGACAUUGUUAAUUUCUUAUUUGCUCCAGUCCCCCAAUAUGGGUGAAUUUGAGCGAGAAAAGUUCGUUCACGGAUGUUCUGACCUAUCUGUCACUAGUAUGUCUGAUCUUAAAAAUGUCGUGAACCAAAAGAAGUCUCUCUGGAAAUCGGAUCGUACACUCCAAAAAGCCGUCUACAUAUACUCCUACCCGCUUGCCUGUGAUAAAGGAAAAAAAACCCUUGGUACUAGAAUAGCCAUUGAGCUUUUGCAGGUUCUUCUAAAAGACUUCUUUGUUUUGCUUGAUCACUGGGUCAAUUUCUUGCAAAGUUCAUCAAUCAUCGAUCGCUCCUUGCCUAGAGACACUUGGAACGAAUUGUGGGACUUCUCAGUUUAUACUCAGUCAUCUCCAGACUGUACAGAUUAUGAUUUCGAAGGCGCUUGGCCAACUCUUAUUGAUGAAUUUGUCGUUUACUAUCGAAAAUGUGUUUUGAAUCUUCCCGAGCAGUAACGUACAUGAUUUCGUAUUUCGAUGGUAAAACAUUUUAUGAGAUCCUUUUAUGCAGCUUAAGUCUCACAUGAAUAUAAUCUAAUAAAGAUGAACCGUUAUUUCUCUAUUUUAACUAUUGUUUUUAUCACAUCUUCCACAUAGCGGUAAAUUAUUUAUUAUUAUGAUUAAUCAAAAACGUAGGUAUUAAAUUAUAAAUAACCGAAAUAUGAUAUGUUUAUCUCAGAAGUGUA